Molecule: messenger RNA, 2385 nt
Organism: Gopherus flavomarginatus (Mexican gopher tortoise)
Lineage: Eukaryota; Metazoa; Chordata; Testudines; Testudinidae
Product: relaxin-3 receptor 1-like
Exons: 1
Coding region: 1-1071 (356 amino acids)
Biological process (GO): G protein-coupled receptor signaling pathway; immune response
Cellular component (GO): membrane
Molecular function (GO): G protein-coupled receptor activity
Source: RefSeq, a predicted model, not a curated record
AUGGUCCCAGCCCGCGUCGGGGCGCCCCCCAAGGGCGGCGGGGCGGCCUGGCUGGAAGGGGGCCCCGCCAGCGCGUCUGGGGGGCUCCCGAACGCCUCGGCCUGGCAGCGGCCGAGCUUCCGCACCCUGGAGGAGGUGGCGGUGCCGGCCCGCGCCGCCCUGACGCUGCGGAUCCUGAUCGCCGCCGUCUACCUGGGCGUGUGCGCCCUGGGCGCGGCGGGCAACCUGCUGGUGCUGCUGCUGCUGCGCCGGCGGCCGCGGCGCCCCCGCUCCAGCCUCGACGCCUUCGUGCGCAACCUGGCGGCCACCGACCUGCAGUUCGCGCUGACCCUGCCCUUCUGGGCCGCCGAGGCGGCGCUGGACUUCAGCUGGCCCUUCGGGGGCCCGCUCUGCACCCUGGUGCUCUCCGCCACCGUGCUCAACAUGUACGCCAGCGCCUUCUUCCUCACCGCGCUCAGCGUGGCCCGCUACCGCGCCGUGGCCUCGGCCCUGCGGCGCCCCAGCGGCCGCCUGCGCCCCGGCUCCGUGCGCUGCCUCUGCGCGCUCCUCUGGGCCGCCGCCUGCCUGGCCAGCCUGCCCGCCGCCCUCUUCUCCGCCGUGCGCUGCGUGGCCGGCGAGCCGCUCUGCCUGCUGCGCUUCCCCGACGGCCGGGACUGGCUAGCCCUCUACCACCUGCAGAAGAUCCUGCUGGCCUUCGUGCUGCCGCUGGCCACCCUGGGUCUCUGCUACCUGCUGCUGCUGCGCCGGCUGGGCAGCACCCGGCCCCGGGGCUCCCGGGUCACCCGCGCUGUCACCAUCACUGUGCUGGCCUUCUUCCUCUGUUGGCUGCCCAACCAGGCGCUCACCCUCUGGGGUGUGCUGGUGAAGCUGGGCGCCCUGCCCUGGGACAGAGCCUACUACCUGGUGCACGCCUACCUCUUCCCCGUCACCGUGUGCCUGGCACAUGCCAACAGUGGCCUCAACCCCCUGCUGUACUGCCUGCUGCGCCCCGAGUUCCGCCAGCGGCUCCAGGAGCUGUGCCGAGGCCACGGGAGGAUGGGAGCCAGGGCGCGGAGCCUUGGCACUGGGUGACCCUCCCCUUCAUCCCCCAGCACCCCCAGGGGAGUGGCUGUGCAGCCCCCGGGAAGGCACAUUGGACCCACCUUGGAAGCCAGGCUUCCGAGGCAGCUCCAGGAGAAGCCGUGCUGACCUAACAAUUCUUGGCAUGGCCCCAGCCCCACGGCGCAGCCCCUCUGGGCUCCCAGGCCUGAGCCCUUUGGCUGAAGGCCGCAGGAGAGCUAAAAGUUCCUGAAAACUCUGCCAGCUUGGUGCAUUUCCCACAGGCACCGGCGCGGAGUAAAGAAAGGAAGGCGGCUGAAAAGCACCAGGUCCUAGGGAUGUGGUUCGUUCACUGAGGGCAGAGGGGGACUCACUGUUAUUGCUUGCAGGGGCCUCGGGCAGGCACCGGCCAUGGCACUAUCUCAGGCAAGUAGCAUGUGAGUGCUUUCGGUUAGCAAUAGGAUUGGUGGUGCAUUUCCAGGCAACUGCAGUUUGCUUCUGGGAGCGCCAGCCACUCAGGGUGACUACAAAGGCUCAGGAAGGACAAAGAUCCCCUAGAAAUGAACUCCUCGAGGAGCAUUUGGACACACCAUUUCUAGUGGAGAAUGUGGAAAAGGUGCGCGUGAACUGGGCUUUGAUAACAUGGGGUGACACAAUCAUCAACCACCUAUAAAAUUGUAUUUGUCUCCUCAGCUGCAAAGCCAGGCUGACCAGAGUUCCUUGGAGGUGUGAGCAGGGUGAGAUCACGCCUCCUUGGCAAAGAGAGAUGCCAAUAGGGGAUCUCCCCCUUAAUCUGGAUGGAUGGCUGGAUUUGCUUCAGUGCAGCAUGGCACCUUUUCUCUGCUAUGGGCACAAUGCAGCACAGUGGGUACAAAGGCUCCAUUGGCAACCCAAAUACAAAAUGAGUUGUCUUAAAUGUGAGUCUUCACAUGAAUCCUUAUAAAGUGCAUAUUUCUUUGUAUGUGUUAUUUUGCUCUCUGUGGCAAGCUGAAGUCAGCAACAUGACAGCUCAACAUCAGAGUGAGCCAUCUACACUGGAUUAUUCGUAUGAUUUGUUUGUAUUUUACUGGCAUUACUGCAACGGUUAGGAGCCCUAGCCAUGGAACAGGCACUGUAUUAACACAGAACAAGGACAGUUCCUGCCCCCAAGAGCUUCCCGGCUUGGUAAACUGCCACCAGCUCCACCGGAAUCCUUAACUGUUAGAAGACUUUUACUUUAAAAGAUGAUUUAUAAACUGGCCUAAGAAAAUGGAGAUAAUUUUAUCACAGAAGGGCAGCAAAGUAUGAACUAUGUUAAAGUGAUUCUUUAUGCUUGAUUUGUACAAAUACAUGAAUGACCUGUAAAUA